This is a messenger RNA of Pseudozyma hubeiensis SY62, 990 nucleotides long. RefSeq lists its product as hypothetical. NCBI's taxonomy places the organism in Eukaryota, Fungi, Basidiomycota, Ustilaginomycetes, Ustilaginales, Ustilaginaceae. The record is from RefSeq and is a predicted model, not a curated record. The transcript has a single exon. The coding region runs from base 1 to 990 and encodes 329 amino acids.
AUGGCAGAAGAACCCCUCACGCCGUUCGGCCAGGCGCUUGCCGGCGCACUCGGUGGCGUCUUUUCCAAUGCUGUCAUCUACCCGCUCGACACAGUCAAGACGCGAAUUCAAGCCGGUGAGAGCUCUGCAGUGGUUGCCGGCAAGGAGGCGCGCGACCCUAAGGAUCCCUCCAAAACCAUCAUCACUGUGCCCAAGAAUGUAGGCAUGAUCAAGGGCAUCCUCCACAUCAUCCGCAGCAAGGAAGGUGCUGCCGGCCUGUACAAGGGCUUUGGCGCGAGCAUGGUCAACACGUUCUCGACGGGCUUCGCUUACUUCUACUGGUACUCGGUGGUUCGCACGCUCUACCAGAACCGACUGGCCAAGCGAAGUGCGUCGGGUGUCGCUGUCAUGAGCACGGCUGCCGAGCUUGUGAUGGGCGCCAUUGCUGGUGCGCUUGCUCAGAUCUUCACCAUCCCUGUCAGCGUGAUCGCCACGCGGCAGCAGCUGGGCUCGUCCGAGAGCUCGAAGGACGGCAAGCCAGUGGACGAGAGCUUCUUGGGCGUUGCCAAGGACAUUCUCAAGCAAGACGGUGUCACGGGUCUCUGGCGCGGACUCAAGCCUUCGCUGGUGCUGACGGUCAACCCAGCCAUCACGUACGGUGUGUUUGAACGUGUCAAGACCAUCAUCCUCGCCUCGUCGCUGGACGGAAAGAUGACACCGGGCAAGUCGUUCCUCGUCGGAGCGCUCUCCAAGACCUUGGCCACCGUGGUCACGUUCCCAUACAUCUUGAGCAAGAUCCGCUUGCAGGCCAAGAACACAAAGUACACGGGUGCCAUCGACUGUCUUACGCAGAUUGCAAAGGAGAAGGGUAUCCUCGGAUGGUACCAGGGCAUGCAGGCUCAGAUCACCAAGGCUGUGCUUGCCCAGGCGCUGCUCUUCUACUUUAGGGACUACUUUGAGGUUUGGACUCGCCAGAUCCUCAAAGUCAGCAAGAAGACGGUUGCUGCAUGA